UCGCAGAGCGGCGGUCGCACAGAUAGAGGCUGCACGGGCAGAGGCUGCACGGGCCGAGGCUGCAGGGCGGACGCGCGGCCGGGCGCAGCCAUGGUGAAGAUCAGCUUUCAGCCUGCCGUGGCCGGCAUCAAGGGCGACAAGGCCGAUAAGGCGUCGGCGUCGGCCGCGGCGCCGGCCCCAGCUGCUGAGAUCCUGCUGACGCCCGCUCGGGAGGAGCGGCUCCCCCAACAGCGCUACAAGAAGGGGGGCUCUGUGGGCGGUGUCUGCUACCUGUCGAUGGGCAUGGUCGUCCUGCUCAUGGGCCUCGUGUUCGCCUCCGUCUACAUCUACAGAUACUUCUUCCUCGCACAGCUGGCCCGAGACAACUUCUUCCACUGCGGGGUUCUCUACGAGGACUCCCUGUCCUCCCAGGCCCGCACACGGAUGGAGCUGGAGGAGGACGUGAAGAUCUACCUCGAAGAGAACUAUGAGCGCAUCAACGUGCCCGUGCCCCAGUUUGGUGGCGGGGACCCCGCAGACAUCAUUCAUGACUUCCAGCGGGGGCUCACCGCCUACCAUGACAUCUCCCUGGACAAGUGCUAUGUUAUCGAGCUCAACACCACCAUUGUGCUGCCCCCCCGAAACUUCUGGGAGCUCCUCAUGAAUGUGAAGAGGGGGACCUACCUCCCGCAGACGUACAUCAUCCAGGAGGAGAUGGUGGUGACAGAGCACGUCAGCGACAAGGAGGCCCUGGGCUCCUUCAUCUACCACCUGUGCAACGGGAAGGACACCUACCGGCUGCGGCGCCGGGCUACCCGGAGGCGGAUCAACAAGCGAGGGGCCAAGAACUGCAAUGCCAUCCGCCACUUCGAGAACACCUUCGUGGUGGAGACCCUCAUCUGCGGGGUGGUGUGAGGGCCUCCCCUUCCUGGCCCCACCCCUGCCCUCGUCCUUGUUUCUCUUCUGGCCACUCUGGCCCU
Messenger RNA from Enhydra lutris kenyoni (northern sea otter), 959 nucleotides. Its product is annotated as integral membrane protein 2C. Gene Ontology annotation, biological process: negative regulation of amyloid precursor protein biosynthetic process. NCBI's taxonomy places the organism in Eukaryota, Metazoa, Chordata, Mammalia, Carnivora, Mustelidae. Gene Ontology annotation, cellular component: extracellular exosome; plasma membrane; Golgi apparatus. The record is from RefSeq and is a predicted model, not a curated record. Gene Ontology annotation, molecular function: amyloid-beta binding.